GAUUCUCGUCAGUAUUAGUUAUGCCUACGGGGUGUUGUACAACACUAAGCGUUGCGUAGACUGAAAUGUCGAAAGAAAGUGAACGAAACGGUCGGUCAUCAGUGUUCGAGACACCGUCGGCGAAACCUGUACUAUUGACUACGUCCAACGCUUUAUUUCGUAACCCUUAUUUAGAAGGCACUAAAGAUGUUUUCUUAGUUUUAAAAAAUAAAAGUGAAUUACAAAACUAUAAUUAAAAUGGAUUUAUUGAGUGAAGCAAGUAGCGGUCCGAGAGUUUUGGCAGCUCGUCAUAUAAGUGCUGAGACAUCAUUGCCAGAAGUAAACAAUGGGAUUAAUACAACAUUAUUGUGCCAUAGUUAUACCCUUCAGCCUGAUUUCAUCUCAUAUUUGUCAGUUUUGAAAACAAAUGCAUGGAUUAUAAUAUGGUCCUGUGGAUUUGUAGUAGUGCUGACAUUAUGUCUUAUUUAUGUCCUAACAUUGCGGUCUGCGCUACGCUACUGGAAGGACUCAGGCAUAAGUGUAGCUAUUGUUCUGGCUGUUUAUCCAGUGGUUGCAGCAGCGGCAUUACUUACUACUAUUUUGCCUCGAGUUCGAAUCCUGACUGAGGCUAUAGCUCAGGAGGCUGUAAUGGUUGCUAUGUAUCAUUUUUAUCUCAUGCUCAUAGCCGAGUGUGGCGGUGUAAAUCAGAUGAUCAGACGUUCGGAAGGGUCCCAGAUGGAGACCAGGGUGUUACCAUGCUGUUGCUGGCCUUGUUGCAUUUUGCCAAGGCCACGAGUUCAAAAAAAGAGUUUAGCUUGGUUGCGUUAUCUGGUGCUACAGAUGCCUGUAAUCCAAGCUAUCUUGUACAUUAUCAUUUUAAUUCUUUGGACUGAAGAUAUGAUGUUAUACUUAAAUAGUUUCGUCUAUCUUCAACCGUUCAUAGCCGCAUCAAUAUUAUCGGGAGUAUGGGGUGUUAUAAUGAGUGUAAAAGCAGCUGAGGCUACCGGAGCUACCCCCAAGCUUAGGUUUCUAGCGUUACAGCUAGUACUUUUGAUUGUUAAGCUGCAAUGUGGCUUUGCGAAAGUUAUGCCGGAAUUGUUUAAUAUUCCUUGCGUAAUGGCUCUGCAUCCUUCGGUAUUUAUAAAUAUGAUGCAAAACAUCAUAAUGAUUAUUGAAAUGUUGUUCUUGUCCAUAUGGGCGUGGCGAUUGUACCGGGUACCACCAGAAAAGAUGAUGGACAAAGUACAGCAUAUAGUGAUAGCCGUUUUAGAAGACAGUCUAUCCAGUAAUGAGAAAUCAAAAGAAGCCGAGCAGAGUAGUUAUAACAUAAAUAUUAAACAUGAUGAUUAAGAGGUCAAUCACUAAGGAGUAGUAAUUAUUUUCUAAGUGUUUAAAUUUUCAAUAAAACAUCUUUUAAACAAUCUAAUAAUUAGAAGCUCGAUUGAUAUUGUUUUGUGGACGUGUUCAGUUUGAUUUUAUUUUGUGCAAUUAUGUUUAUGGUUUUAAGCUUUCUGUGAAAGAUAUUAGAUAAAAUUACGUACCUGAGUAUAUUUUUAUGUUUAUAUUUGGUAAAUAAAAUUUUAUGUCUUAUAAUAA
Melitaea cinxia (Glanville fritillary) is the source of this 1575-nucleotide messenger RNA. Its product is annotated as organic solute transporter alpha-like protein. NCBI's taxonomy places the organism in Eukaryota, Metazoa, Arthropoda, Insecta, Lepidoptera, Nymphalidae. The record is from RefSeq and is a predicted model, not a curated record. The coding region runs from base 238 to 1329 and encodes 363 amino acids. The transcript has 7 exons. Gene Ontology annotation, biological process: transport. Gene Ontology annotation, molecular function: transporter activity.